GCCCAGUGGGCGACGCGCCUCAGGAAAAGCACCCGUGACGGCCAUCAGUGUGGCUGCCAGGUGCGUGGAACCGCUGGGACCGCUGAGAGUCUGGGACUGCGGGACCCGUGUCUUCCGCGGAGCGCACGUCGCGCCUGCCCUGCGAAAACGCCAAGCAACGCCCCGAACUUUUGCAGCAGGCACGACGGAGCAGCACAAACAAUGGCGGCCAGCAGCACCAUGCUCAUACGGCAUCUUGUCGCGCGGAGGGCGCCCGCCCUCGCACGCAGGUCGCUGCAGCGACGAUGCUAUUCCACACAUACGCCUGAUACCGGCGAGGACCUUCCACAGACGUUCGCGCAGAAGUGGCAGCGCGAGUGGGCUUCCGGAGUAGGUCUCGACAGCCCUGUCGCUGCCACAGAAGCCCCCGCGACCGCGCCCUCGCCUGCAGGCCUCGCAGAGCAGUAUCACGCGCACAAGCAGCAGUCGCAGCGCCUCAACAGCCUGGGCGCCGUCGUCGAGCCUCACUACCAACCGCACACCCUCCUCACCAACCCUCCCUCGCCCGCCGACGUCACGCUCGAGCUCCUCCUCGCCUCUGAAGCCCACCAGGGUCACGCCACGUCUCUCUGGAAUCCCGCCAACGCGCGCUACAUCCACGGCAUUCGUCAGGGCAUCCAUGUCAUCUCGCUCGAAGUCACAGCCGCCCAUCUCCGCCGCGCAGCCAAGGUGGUUCAGGAGGUGUCGAGAAGAGGAGGCAUCGUCCUGUUCGUGGGCACCCGUGACGGCCAAGACCGCGCUGUGUCUCGCGCCGCCGAGCUGGCCAAGGGCUACCAUCUGUUCGAGCGCUGGAUCCCCGGAAGCAUCACAAACGGCCAGCAGAUCCUGGGCCGUUGCAAGACCAAGGUCGUCAACGAGCACGACAAACAUGUCUCGGGCUUCGAGGAGCAGCUGUACGACCGCCCGGUCCUGCGUCCAGACCUCGUCGUGUGCUUGAACCCCCUCGAGAACUACGUCCUGCUGCACGAGUGCGCGCUCAACAACAUCCCCACCAUUGGUGUCAUUGACACAAAUGCUGAUCCUACAUGGGUUACCUACCCGGUUCCGGCGAACGACGACAGUCUGCGCUGUAUCCAAGUCAUCGCUGGCGUUCUCGGCCGCGCAGGUGAAGCAGGUCAGAAACAACGCCUCGCCGCCGCUGCGAGAGGGCGCAUUACCUACCGUCCCGCCCAGGGUCUGAUGGUGUUCGAGACAGAAGAUGGUGACAGGGAAGUCGCGCAGGCCAAGUCUGAGGCUGAGGCUGUCGUGGCUGCAAGGAUGCCUGAGGUCGUCAGCGGGGCUGAGGUUGAUGCUGACGCUGAGUUCUCCAGGCAUCUGGACGAAGUACGCGACCGUGAGGACCACAGGCAGAAGGGUGGAAGGAGAAUCAAGUUCAGCGACUAGAGGAGCUAUAUUGUACGAGUAGGAUAGCAUUUGGGACGGUGUGUUAUUAGAUGUGCAUCUACAUCAAUGUACAACAAGAGCAAGAUACUACCGCUUGCAUCUACAUUGGAAAAGCAUACUCUACAUCCACAACUACUUGCCACCUAGGAUGAGCGCAUGCUGCGCCUCAAGGUCUCUAUCUCUUCACGCGCAUAGACCAUGGCUCUCCUUCCUGCAACACGUCGAGCCGAAUGCGACGCAUCUACCAUCCCAGUAGCCCAAUGUCACCGACCCUCUCAUCUGUGAAGCCACUUGAAAGUUAAAACCCGCUCCCAGGCCACCACCAUCCGUCGCUGUCCUCGUGCUUGAAACGCCCACACACACACUAACUUCGCGCAGUAACAGAUAGGGUUGCCCAGUGAAACCAGCCUUCUCGACCAAGCCAGAAUUGACGCUCGUGGUGACUGGUAGCGCAUCGUGGCUACAGUAGUGCAUCGUGAGAUCGACGA
Molecule: messenger RNA, 1910 nt
Organism: Didymella exigua CBS 183.55
Lineage: Eukaryota; Fungi; Ascomycota; Dothideomycetes; Pleosporales; Didymellaceae
Product: ribosomal protein S2
Exons: 3
Coding region: 202-1422 (406 amino acids)
Biological process (GO): translation
Cellular component (GO): ribosome; mitochondrial small ribosomal subunit
Molecular function (GO): structural constituent of ribosome
Source: RefSeq, a predicted model, not a curated record